GAUAAUUUCCUAUCGGUUAGUUGAGUGAAGUAGAAUAAAAUUUUGGUAGACGUACUCUUACAAAUAGCUACAAUAUUCUAUAUAAUUUCCUGGAAUAUAAUAAAGUUUGGGCGACAGCUUAUAGUGCUACUUGUCAUUACAGAUUAUUUAUAUUAGUUCUAUCAUUUAUUUAUAUUUAUACAUAAUGCCCAAAAAGUUCGCCACAGAUAAUACAAAGGCUGUAGUUGCCAGAGAACGAAAAAAACAAGCUAAAGAAGAAGCAAUUUCUAAAAAACAGAAGGAAAUAGAGGAUGCAUAUUGGAAAGAUGAUGAUAAGCAAAUACAAAAGAAGCAACAGAAAAAGGAAGCUGAAGAAAAGAAAAGGCAAGAAACUUUAAAGAAAAAAGCUGAGGCAAAAGCUUUAUUAGAGAAGGAAACAAAUGAAAUAGCUAAAAAAUCUUCAAAACCACCACCUGCUGUAAAAGUAACAAGAGCCCAAAUCAAUGCCAGAACAGCUGCAGUAAAAUCUAAAACUGAAAACUCAGAAAAUAAAAUUGAGACACAUCUUGAAGCACCUUUAGUUGAAAAUGUUAAUAGGCUUGUAAUAGAUGGAGAAGAGGCAAGAACUGUGGAUGAAGCUAUAUCUCUGCUCUGCAAUAAAGAUGACAUUGACAAACAUCCUGAAAAACGAAUGAAAGCAGCUUAUUUAGCUUAUGAAGAAAAAAGACUUAGUGAAUUAAAAGAAGAAAAUUCCACGUUACGAUUAUCUCAGUUGAAACAAAUGAUCUUUAAGGAAUGGCAGAAGUCUCCAGAAAAUCCGCUUAAUCAAUAAUUUAUAUCCUGUUGAAUAUUAUAUAUAUUUUUUAUAGUUUAUCAUGUUAGUAUGAAAUUUGAAUUCUGAUGUAAAUAAACAAACUAUAUACACUGUUA
Diorhabda carinulata is the source of this 909-nucleotide messenger RNA. RefSeq names its product coiled-coil domain-containing protein 124. Gene Ontology annotation, molecular function: transcription coactivator activity. Lineage: Eukaryota; Metazoa; Arthropoda; Insecta; Coleoptera; Chrysomelidae. The transcript has 4 exons. Gene Ontology annotation, biological process: transcription by RNA polymerase II. The record is from RefSeq and is a predicted model, not a curated record. Gene Ontology annotation, cellular component: nucleus. Bases 185 to 811 code for a protein of 208 amino acids.